Molecule: messenger RNA, 840 nt
Organism: Vairimorpha ceranae
Lineage: Eukaryota; Fungi; Microsporidia; Nosematidae
Product: inositol polyphosphate-5-phosphatase
Exons: 1
Coding region: 1-840 (279 amino acids)
Biological process (GO): phosphatidylinositol dephosphorylation
Molecular function (GO): phosphatase activity
Source: RefSeq, a predicted model, not a curated record
AUGCAAAAAAUUCAAGUGAUUACAUAUAAUCUAAAUAAUAAUAAAAUGGCUUAUGAAGAUCUUUUAGAUUAUAUUAAUACUCUAACUUUUGAUAUAGUCUUAAUUUCAAUACAGGAAUACUUUUAUACAAUUAAUUUACCUAAAAACUACCCUUAUGUGUAUUAUAAUAGAAUGUAUGGCAUUCAUGCUCUUAUUUUAUCAAAAAUGCAGCUUGAUGUAAAAUUUUAUGUUUAUUGUUUCGGCGAGUGCUACUUGGGUAACAAAGGAUGUAUAAUAUCAAAUAUAAACAGUUCAUUAAUCUUUAUAAGCCUACAUUUAAAAGAUGGUGAAAAUAAUUUAGCACUAAGAAAUAAACAGAUUAAUUAUAUAACACACUUGAUAUUAAAAAUUGGUGGUCCUGUUAUUUUAGCAGGUGAUUUUAACUACAGAUUUACAAAGCAAAUUUUUAAAUAUUGUAAAGAUUUUGAUGAAUUAGAUGCAAUAAAACGACAAUAUGGUUAUUUAGAAAAUGAAAUUUGCUUUAAAUUUACUUAUAAAUACAAUGAAAAUGUAUUAAAUAAUACUAGGAUGCCAUCAUAUUGUGAUAGAAUUUUAUAUAAAAAUAUAAAAUUAAGUAAUGUGACAAAUUACAAUAUAAUUAAUCAAUUUAGUAAUUCUGAUCAUAAAUUAGUUUACAUGUCUUUUAAUGAAGAUAUAAAUAAUUUAAAUAUCUUUAAUGUAAAAUUGACUGCGUGUAAAUCAAGCAUUGUUUCAUGUUUCUUGUAUGAUAAUUUAUUGUGUAUUAGUUUUACUUUUAUAACAUUAACACUUAUUUUGUAUAUUUUUUUAUGGAAAAAAUAA